CUAUCAUUCACUCUUUCAGUCAGGCUCGCGAAACAGAAAUAAUAAAGUUUUGAGAUAAUUUUGGGUCUUAUAUUAAUAGUGAUUUAGUCAAAAGUAUUACCACUUAUGUUAUUUGAUAACAAAGUAUUGUUAUCAUAUGUUAAUUCGAGGAAUGUAAUUGAGAGUAUUUCCAUAGUUGCAAAAAUAUAAUCGGUUCACGUAAAGGACUCGUCUAUUUGUGAUGGAUUUGGAUGUUUGAAGGUUUAAAAUGGCUGGAAAGGAUGAUGAUGAAGUAAUACUGCAAACGUUUAUGGUCAAGAGGUCACAAAAUAAAAAGUUAUUUACACCGGUUAACUACAAGGAGCGCUGGCUGGUUCUGACUCGUCGAGCACUUAUUUAUUAUGACACGGAUGGAGAGCUCGUCACACCAUUUCCUUCGUGGUCCACUACGGCUUUGCGUCGCUGUAUCAGGCGGCCUCUGCGUAAUAACUUUGGUCUUCAGUUCUUCAGACAUACGACAGACGUGAAACGGAAGGAGCGCGGGCGCAUCGACACUGGUGCGAUCCAUACUGUGGAGCAAGCGCAGUUGGGGGAACUGAGCAAACACAUACCUGAGGGUGACGGUGAGAAGAGCCCCGUUUAUAGAUAUCCCUUUCAGGUGGGGUACUCGGAACAAAACACAGACUACACAUUAUAUCUCGUGGCCGGUGACCACACAGAACGCCUGCAGUGGAUCCACACAAUCAGAUCGGUGUGCGGUGUGACCGCUCGAAGAAGCCGGUACCACCCCGGCGCGUGGUCUGCGCGCCGCUGGAGCUGCUGUGACGCGGAACGAAGGUCCGCCCCUGGCUGUGCCGUCUCAGACCUCUGGACCCUCAUAGAGUCCGACCUUGACUUGCUCGCACCGCCGCAGGACAAUCGACUAUCGAACGACGUAGCACCCGUCACGGCGGCAGUAACAAUGCCGGGAGGAGGUGGCGCUCCUCCGGGCACACCGUCUGCCAAGCCAAAGGAGAAGCAGAGAACCAAAGUAGUGGUAGCCCUUUAUCCAUUUAAAGCUAUUGAGAGUGGCGAUCUAUCACUGGAAAAGGGCGCCGAGUAUGAAGUGAUAGAUGACUCUCAAGAUCAUUGGUGGAAAGUUAAAGAUGAAAACGGGCUGGUAGGCUACAUCCCUAGUAAUUAUGUGAAAGAAAAGGAAACAAUAGGAUUGCAGAAAUAUGAGUGGUACGUGGGUGAGAUGUCCCGCCAACGUGCCGAGUCGCUCCUCAAACAAGAAGACAAGGAGGGGUGCUUCGUAGUGCGCAACUCUUCCACUAAGGGCAUGUACACGCUCUCUUUAUAUACCAAAGUUUACCACCCUCAAACGAAGCACUACCACAUAAAGCAGAACAGUCGCAGCGAAUACUACCUAUCGGACAAGCAUUGUUGUGCCAGCAUUCCGGAACUCAUCAACUACCACAAGCACAACAGCGGAGGCCUAUGUUCCCGACUGAAGACGACGCCGUGUGACCGGCCCGCGCCGCCCACCGCCGGACUGUCGCACGGUCAGUACGACAAAUGGGAGAUCGAUCCGUCGGAACUGGUGUUGCUAGAAGAAUUGGGGGCCGGCCAGUUCGGCGUAGUGCGGCGCGGCAAGUGGCGCGGACGCAUCGACACCGCCGUCAAGAUGAUGAAGGAAGGCACCAUGUCUGAAGACGAUUUUAUCGACGAGGCGAAGGUUAUGACCAAACUCCAGCACCAGAACUUGGUGCAGCUAUACGGCGUGUGCUCGAAGCACCGGCCGAUCUACAUCGUGACGGAGUACAUGCGCCAUGGCUCGCUGUUCAACUACCUGCGCCGCACCUCGCCCGACCAGCUCGGGCCCGCUGUGCUGCUCGAUAUGUGUAUACAGGUUUGCAAAGGAAUGGCGUAUUUAGAAAGACACAAUUAUAUUCAUCGGGAUUUAGCCGCAAGAAAUUGUUUAGUCGGUGAUGAGAAUGUUGUAAAGGUAGCAGAUUUCGGGCUGGCGCGAUACGUGUUAGACGACCAGUACACCAGUUCUGGUGGUACGAAGUUCCCCAUCAAAUGGGCGCCGCCCGAAGUACUCAACUAUACUCGAUUCUCUUCCAAAUCAGACGUCUGGGCUUUCGGUGUUCUUAUGUGGGAAGUUUUCACUUGUGGCAAAGUACCUUACGGACGGAUGAAAAACUCAGAUGUGGCGGACAUGGUACAGCGGGGUAUGCUGCUUGAAAAACCUAAAGGCUGUCUUAACGAAAUAUAUAAUGUGAUGCGCAUGUGCUGGCGGCGGUCGCCGGAGGAGCGGCCGUCGUUCCGCGUGCUGAAGGAGGAGCUCGGCGUCAUCGCGCACUCCGUGCUGGCCGACUGACUGCGCCUGCUGCUCGCGCUGCUGCGGCCCACGCCCGCCUGACCACGCACCCAACUGACCCUAGCCGACGUCUUGCACUGCCAGAUGCCUCAAUUAUGAAUCGAAUCAAAAUAUAGCUGUUAAAGUUGCAGCGGUUUCAAACCAGCGAUAUUUGCCAAGCGCACAGCUUACUCAGUACUCAACAUUUGUAGAACGCCCGGCGUGUACGAACGCACUGAUGUGUGCAGCCGCGAAUGUGCAGUGUGCACCCGCGAGCCUUAACACUGACAGCUACCACCUACUAGACUCUGAAUCACGGAAUGUGCCACGCGGGUGUCCGUAAGCUAAAUCGAAUCACUAAAUACACUAGAAUGAAACUGCUGUAAGUUUAAGCAAUUAGACUAUGUUGUCCCAACUUUUUUACACACAUUUCAUGGCAUUCCAAGAAGUCGGCGAUGGUUCCUGUUUCAGCACAUUCAUGUCGCACUAAAACCGUUGCAAUGUCACAUGAUUUCAGAAACAACGUAAGAUCUAUGUACGCACGCGUGUAAUAGCACAGGUGUUUGCUUGCGCCACACUGUUGAGUUGCGCCACACUGAUGAGUUGCGCCACACUGAUGAGUUGCGCCAAACGGGGCAAACGCCUCCCCCCGCAGUCUCGUGGCCGCGGACGGCAGCAACGCUAAACCAAGUAUACGUUCAUUAAUCGCUUCCGAAUAAACAAUAAACGCAACAAGAAUGUUGAUUCAAAAUUAUAUUUAAAAAAAAAAAAUGUUAUUUCAUAAUUGAAAUUGGCAAAACUUAUUAGACUCGUAUUUUUCUAUUCCCCCACAAAAUAAUAACAACGAAAAUGCGACGUGUUAAACCUUUUUAUGAUAUUACUGGUUCGUACAAAUUGUAUAAUGCCAUGACGUAAAAACCUGCAGUCUCGAAUUUUAAUGCAAUAUUUCCUGCUAAUCCAAUGGACGGACUAAUUGAACACACGGACUAGUAAAAAAAGUAAGGACUCCGCGCCGCGAUACUAGAAAGUGAAGCAACUUUUGUUCUGUCAAUGUAUGCGUUACGGGGAUGCCAGCUAACAAAUAAUUCUCCCAUCAUUGUGUGUAUCAAAGUGACGGGUUUCUGACACACACAGUUUAAAUAAAGAGAAAUUGGUGAGCCUCCAAUCUGAUAUCGGAAUGGCGAUAUAAAUUACUUACCUAUAAUUAUCUUGGUUGAGUUUCAGUUUUUUUGGUUUCAUCUGAAUGUAAAGAAAAGUAAAAGGAAGUAAUAAUAUAAUUAAUUUGCUUCUUUGCCAUCGGUGUGCAAUAAAUAUGGAGGUAGAUUUUAGAAAAAAAAUACAAAAAAAUACAAUUAAUAAUAAUAAUACAAUGUGCGUUUGAGUGAUUUAUUUUCAAAGUACUUAUAAAAUAAAAUAAAAAUGCAAGUGAAAAUGAAAUUGAAAAUUGACACGUAAGUAAUCCAAUCUUCUUGACCUCUAGAGUUCCUUAUUAUUCUCACCCAUAGAGCAACACGGAGGGGAGUAGCCAUUGCGUUUUUUACCGAUACAAAACUGUCUGUCAUUUUUUGCGGGGGGAAAUCACACAUUCUCAAAUUCUCACACAAAAACAUUCUAUGUCACUACGAAACGCACACUCUGACAAUUGAAAAAUACACUAACAAUUUCACACACACAUUUAAACAAUCCGUGUCAUAAUAGUAUAAUAAUAUGACGCAACUACACUAACAAGUCCUUACACCCAUAGCUGUACAACUGUCGAUACGCAUUAUCGAUAAAUUCAAAAACUCGGUUAGGGAAAUUAGCUUUAAAUUCAAAGGCAGAUAUUAUUAUUGACUUUAUUUAUUAUGUAUAAUCAAAUCACAUAUAACAAAUAAAAUUACCAUUUUUUUUUAAUAACAUAAAACUAAUCCUUUUUAAAAACUACUGAUAAGAUACUGAUACGGAACUAUCACUGGUUUUUAAAAUGGAUUAAUUUUCUAUAAAUAUGACGAAUACAUUUUUGGGGGUUUGUUUUUUUCAUUAAGAAAGAAAUUCUUGUAUCAGCAUAUUUUUGCAUUAUUAAUCUUGCUAAUUCCAAGUUAUGAUUUGUAAAAUCGUUUUCGUGUGAAUGGUAACUGAUUGAGGGAAACAAGUCUUUGCCAAUAAAUUGUUUUAAGGAACGUGUCACAACUUCAUGUGUGGUACAAGAUCGUGUAGGUUUAUUGUCGUCACUUAAAUGUCUUCUUAUGUCUUUUUCACAAAUCCGGCAUAAAAGUAUAACUUCUUUUGAGGCAUACAGUAACUUUCCUUUGCUUUUCUGGUGAAUUAAACUUUUUUCAUCAAUCGGCCCAAGCAAACCUUUAAUGCACGUAUUGCAUUUAAUUUUUUUUUUGUUGAGAAAAUAACAUAUCCCGCUAUGUACUCCACAACUUUUUCCGCAAAAGGGGAUAAAAAAGUUAGAGCUUCAAUCUCAUCAAUUAAAUCGUCAGUAAAAUUAUCAAAAUUGUGUUCGUCAGUAGCGUCAUUGCUAUUGUAUUGUCGUACUGUUGAAGCAUUAAUUUUUUCUAGUGCAGAUGUGCAAUUCAGUAUCGUAAUUUUUUCCAAUGGAAUGCAGUUCGUUCCGUUUCCCGUUUGUGUUAAUUCUGUAUUAACAAGAAUUUUUUUAUAAAUUGCUUCAAACUGGGAGCUUGAGGGAUUAUCGCAAUAACCACCAUGACUCCUUACUAUGGAAAAAAAUAGUUCGAGGUGAUCUUGGCUUAUCCUAUGUAGUGGCAUAUAUUUGAGGCCAUUUUGUUGGUUUUGUAUUAAAUCUCGAAAGAUAGAUUUGGUACUCUCAAUGCAGAUCAAAAAUCCUAAAAAACCCGUGUAUCGAGGAGAAUCUACUAAUUUAAUUUUAUGCGACUCCCCGUUGCGUUUCUUUACAUGGGCUGAUAAGCUCAACAAAAGCUUUUGAGCUUCAUCCAUUUUUCGAAAAGCUUUCUCAAAGUUUUCAUGGUUUAAUGCUCUUUUAUAACCAGUUUGACGUGACCGGGAAUCCAAUAUAUCAAAAACGUCGUUUAUCAGUGAAAUAAACUUCGCAGUUGCAGUUGAUCCAUUAAACUCCGAUAAAUGUAAUUCUUUUUCACAAAACAAAAGCGCAUCAGCAACACUUCCGCUGAACAAUUGUGCUGCAAGGCGAACAUUCAUUAUUUUUGUUUUGUAAUAAAUGUGAUUUGCUUUUAAUUUGUUAGCCAUGUAAAAUAAUUCUUCUUCCUGUAUUUUAUGUAAUGCUUCCACAAAUAACCAUUGAAUUUUAUUUUCAUUAUCAUCGUAAAAACAUUUGUAGUCACAAAAAGUGUUUCUAAUUAAUUUUAACAUGUGACUUGGAUCUAAAAAAAAGUGAACUCGUUGCCCCGUUGUGGGAUCUAAUAUAGUAGUUUGCAAUUUAUUUGCAACUAAGCAGCAACCCAGUUCCGUAGCCAUCGCUAAAUUUGCUUUUGCGCCGUCACACGUUAACGCUUUUAUUUCUAUUCCGGUUUCAUGUACUAAUUCAAACGCUUUAGUUACAAGUUGAGCUUUUAACUUAGCACUUGUACCUUUAACUAAAAAAUAUCCGAUUGGGACUUUCCAUGGAGUAUUAAUGCCUACUAAUAGAAAAACUAGGACAUCUGUAGCUUCAUCUGUAUUAUCAGUUAUUAAAUCGAAACCAUAAUCAAUAUAUCCGAAUCGUCUGUCACCACUUGGAUUGUCAUGUGAUUGUGUCUUUAUUUUCAUUUCAUCGAAAACUAAAGUACAGUAAAUUUUACUAUGUGGAUUGGCAUCGGCUUUAUAUUUUAAGGCCGCCAAGGCUUCUUUGGUAAAACCGGGCCGUCCAUCAAUAUUACUAUACCAUUUAGUUAAAGUACGCGGAGCAGGUAAACACGUCCCAAACGUUUUACGAACAUACUUGUAAGCUUUGGGGGAAUAAAAGUUGAGAGUUAGAGCAAAACACCUCAGUUCUGGUGAAUACUUGGCUCGUGAGAGCUUUCCACUUUUACAUUUCUUUAAUUGACGCUUAAUAAGCUCUGCUUCUUCAACGCCUAUUUUUUCCAGGACCAUCCUUUCCUCUUUAUCUAUCAAAGCUUUUUCAUCUAAACUCUGAAGAAUUUCUUCUAGCCCAGCAACUUUUUUCUUUAAGAAAAGAUUUUUAGCUUGUAGCCUUUUAAUUUUUUUUUUCUGACAAUCUAAUUGUUGCUGCAUUUUUCUUUUUCUUGGUGUAAGUGCAGUAGUGGGAAUUGAAGCAGAUUUUUUAGAUGUUUCCUUUGACUGAGUCUGAAAACAAAUGAAUAAAUAAUUAUCUCUUAUCAUAUCUUUACAUAAUUUACUUAAUCUCAACAGUAAAAUAGAAGGAAUGACAAAUUUAUCAAUAUGCGAUUCUACAAUAAACGAUUUAAAAACAACUCACAUUUUGAGGAGUUGACGAUCUACACGGUGAUGUCAAUGAAUUAGGAAUAGUCCGAGUGUCAUUAAUGGGCCCAUUAGAUGAUAACCUCUCAUCUGGUAUAUUUAAUGAUUGUCGAUGAUUCUGGAAAAUUAGAUUAAGUUUAAAAAUGUAGGCUUCAUUUCACCACUAUGACUAACGUCAACGAGGUACAUCAUGUGGAAUGUACUAUUCGUUUACCUAAGCUAGUAUUAUAUUAUCUAUGACCUUGCACAUGAAUAAAAUAAAAACUUACGGAACAAAUACAGUUGGCGGUUGGUUUGGCGCCAUCGACUAAUCUCCUCCUAUUGUUCGCCAACACUUGAAAGUCAGAGGUCUUAAAAUGAUUUGAGCAAAUGACACUAUUUCUUGUGGGAAUCCAGGUUGGUCUGUUAUGAGAAAAUGUCUUCCAUAUAUUUCUUAAAUUUGGAUCUUUAGGAAACCUGCAAUAUAUAAAUAAAAACACAUUAUAUGUAGUUGACGUUCUCACUCAGUAAUUUUUAUUUAAAUCAGAAAACCUAAUCUCAAAACUUUCUCCGAUUUGACUUGACCUUUCUCAUUUUCAUCGAUAACUAUCUACAAACAAACCGGCAACAACACUCGCUCGGUGACAGCGAAUUCUAGGAAAAAGACUCGGAUCUGUCGCUCGACCGAUCCGCGUUUUGUAUGAAGACGCACGGCCUUAGUUGGUAAACAAAUCCGAAACAACACGAUUGAUAAUAUUGCAGUUUUUAAGUUUAUAAGAAGUAAAUAGCAAUAACGUAAUUAAAAAUUACUUACAUAUGAAAGGUAACGCCAUCUUUUUGUAAAUUUGACGUGGCAGAUCUCUUUUUGCAGCAAAAAACAGAACAAUUCGGCAUUUUUUACGACGACGUCGAUUCACUCACGCAACUAGAUUUAGUCUAGCGAAUAGUUUAGUUGCAACUAGUUUUAUUGUACGCAUAGGACCAUUUGGACUUGUACUUUGACAGAGGGGAACGCCUGUGUAUGGCUACUCCCCUCCGGUCCGCCGGUGGCCUGUGUUGCUCUAUGUUCUCACCCAAUCAUUUUUCCAAGGUUCAUUUCCGGUAGGAAACCUACAAAGAAAUAAAGAAAAUGUAUCUACCAAGAACAUUAUGGAUUACCCACUUUUUCGGGUAAAGUCCUUAUUUUUUUCGUGGCCACACUGGCUAUUUUUGUGUUCCAAAUAUUGUUAUCAUUUUUAUUUAAAAAAGGACAGAAAAUAAUGUUAUUAGAACUGGCUUACCUGUGAAAAGUAAUCCCUUGGCACUUUUUGUAUAAAGUGGUAUUAUUUUUGCACCAUUUCACGACACAUGACGGCAUUAUGUCAAUUUUUUAUACGCGAAAAAUAUGAACUGUCACCGAUGAUGGUCGCGAGCGUAAUGGCUGAUUUACAUUGAGUCAGUAACUGACGUCAGUCCACUGACAAGUCAGUGCUGACCCGGCACUGCCAUCGUGUAAAUUGAUUUGAAGUCAGUACAGUACUACUGACGAAACACUGACACCACACUGACUUCGUGUAAAUAGCACGCGUCAGUUUUCGGCGCCUACACUGACGUCAGUUACUGACUCAAUGUAAAUCAGCCUUAAUGGCGGUCUAUCGGCUUAUGUUUAUGUAAGUGUGUGCAUGUAGGUUCGUAUUUACACGGAGCCGGCUUGUUUUGGGUGCUUCACUUUUAUGUAGGUGACGCGGAGUCCUUACUUUUUUUACUAGUCCGUGAUUGAACACAAUAUUUUUGUCAACAUCCCUAAUACUUUCCUGGACCACGACUGCAAACUCGAUUAUUCGAAUACUAAGAUUUUGAAAUAAUUCAAUGUUUGUGAUUUCGGCCGCGUUACUCGCGGUUUUAAAUCCCUAAACGUGAUCAGUAGCAGUUAUGUAUUUCGUAAAAAAAAAAAAAUAAGGGUCAGUUAGGCUAGCUUUACUGGUUUUGUCUUGCAAGUAAAGAACGUGUUUGAAUAUGUUUGUAAAAAUGUAACGAAUACUCGAUUAUAUGUAUAUCAAAUAGUUAAUUAACUAAAGAUAUGCGUGGUUAUUAGUUCCGGUGGAUGUCAGUUUAAUAAAGGAGACAAAUAAAAUAAUAUGUGUUAGCGAACAUCAGACUAAAAAUAUAUCUCAUAAAAACUAAAUACAAUGACAUGGAAUUGAUCUCACAAUAGGAAUUGAUAUAUUUUAUCUGUAAAUCGCGCGAGUAAUCGUAGGUGCCGUCCACUGCCACUAUAAGGUUUCAAUAAAAUGUAUGUUUAGUAGUUUUGUGUCGUCCUUCUAAGGAAAGUUAGUUUGAUGAGUUCAUGUAGACCUAUUGACUAAACAAAGACUACUUGA
Molecule: messenger RNA, 9066 nt
Organism: Helicoverpa zea (corn earworm)
Lineage: Eukaryota; Metazoa; Arthropoda; Insecta; Lepidoptera; Noctuidae
Gene: Btk29A
Product: tyrosine-protein kinase Btk29A
Exons: 18
Coding region: 248-2344 (698 amino acids)
Biological process (GO): intracellular signal transduction; peptidyl-tyrosine autophosphorylation
Molecular function (GO): protein binding; ATP binding; non-membrane spanning protein tyrosine kinase activity
Source: RefSeq, a predicted model, not a curated record